AUGAGCGCUUCACCAGACAACGAUUCCGUCGCCCGGUGCGAGUCGCCCGAGGCUCUGCCCUCGCCGGCCGUUGGCGCUCCCGUUCACAAGUUCAUGCGCUGUGCUUCUGCCACCUCGGCCAUCUCCCACGGGUCAGAAUCCACCGAACGCUCGCGUGACUCCCUCAUAAGCGACGCCGGCUCGGCCUUUUCGCGCUCCUCGUCCGGCACCUUUCCCGUCAGCUCGCGCCGCUCCGAAAUCAGUACGCUUGGCCACUUCUUUCUCCGGUCCCGGGAUAACUCGUGGAUACGGAACUCUACCGGAAGCUUGGAUUCGUUGACAGCUAACUCCUCCAUCUCGUUAGGAAGCAGCAGCAAGCGACGGGGCUACAUGCGCCCUCAAGGAACCGACUUUGCCCAGAGCGCCCGCCAGCGCGAAUCCGUCCUGAGUCUUGGAAGCAUCGCCCACCUGCAGUACUACUUUGCCCGGACCGGACUUUUGGACGGCAAGGGCGCCCAGUUCGCUCGUAAACGCCAGCAAAAGGCACAAACACUCGAUCUGUCCAUGCUCGAAGGUGGCGAUUACACGAUACCUAGGGUCUUGAACUUUGAGAACGAUUCGAGCUAUGCCUCCAUGGGCAGCAGCCCCAAUACCCCAGGGCUCGAGCCCGACAUCAAGUCGCCCACAGGAGACGAGCACAACAUGGAAUUCCAGCCGCCCGAGGAGGAGUUCGGGUCGGAUUAUGAUGAGGAAACAGACCAGCAACAUAUGCUCCCGCCGACGGUCUCGACGUACAACCAACGCGAAAAGCCGAUCCCUAAACCCCCAUCGAUGGAGGAGCUUCGGGCCGAGCUAACAAGCGCCCUCAACGCCGCCGAGCGAUCCCUAAAAGAAGCCAACGAAGCCACCGCGCCCGCGGGCGAGUCUGCUCCGCCGUCAGACCGGGUCGUCGUCCCACCCGCCAUCCUUCUCUCCGACACAUCCUCCAAACCCAACUUUUCCGAACAAGAAUCCUCCAGCCCCGUCACCCCCACCGUCCCCCUCAACCCCACCGGCUGGUACGAAAUCCAAGGCAUGCACAUCCUCGACGUCAUGACCCUGGCCAUCCGCGCCGCCAAGAUCUACUACACCUCCCACGAGCGCCCGGACCGAUUAGACGCCAUCAAGUCGGAAAAGGACCUUCGUGCCGACCUCUUAUCAGUAAUGGACAUUCUCAAGAAAAUGGCCACGCGCGGCUUCAUCGGCGGCAUGCGCGACGACGAGUUCCAGACCAUGAACCAAUGGAUCAAAUCCCUGCGCGACAUGCUCUCCAAAGAAGACGAGAUGGAAGCUGCCGAGCAAAAGGAGCGCGAGUCCUGGACCUGGCUAAAACCGGAAAACUGGCCGACCGAUGAGAACGGGAACCAAAUUGAGCGCGAGGAAGCCUUUAUUCACUCCAUGUUGGCCGGUCUGCCCUUGCCCCCGCCGCUGUCGAGUCUCACCCCGUUGCCCAAGUGGACGCCGAUUGAUCGCUCGUCAAGUAAUCCGGAACCGACGCCGUUUCUGAGGGAGCUGAGUAACGGGAUUCGGUUGGUUCAUCUGCAUAAUUGCGCGGUACGCAAAAGUAGGCGGAGGUUUGGUGCUAUCCCUAGUUUCCAUGCGGACACGCAGAAACCAUAUCGGGCAGCGGACAAUUUGCGGUACUGGAUGAAGGCGGCGGAGCUCAGGUGGGAGGUGAUGAUCAAGUGCGACGCGCUGGGGUUGCAGUAUGCCAAGGAUGGCAAGCUGGAGAAUCCGGAGGAAGGGGGUAGGAUGUGGGUGGACUUUGAGGAGGCGGUGGUGAGGUGGUGUAGAGGGGUGAGGGCUGAAGUGGAGGGGGAGUUGAGGGGGAAUGUUAAACCAUAG
This is a messenger RNA of Neurospora hispaniola, 1863 nucleotides long. RefSeq lists its product as uncharacterized. Lineage: Eukaryota; Fungi; Ascomycota; Sordariomycetes; Sordariales; Sordariaceae. The coding region runs from base 1 to 1863 and encodes 620 amino acids. The transcript has a single exon. The record is from RefSeq and is a predicted model, not a curated record.